Molecule: messenger RNA, 7244 nt
Organism: Paramuricea clavata
Lineage: Eukaryota; Metazoa; Cnidaria; Anthozoa; Malacalcyonacea; Plexauridae
Source: the annotation of a GenBank genome assembly
UGGCGGACGACAGGAGCGGUGAUUUUUAGUUUUGUAAAUUAUUUGUAAUUUCUUUCCAAAAAUGUAAGCAAAGCAUUUGUAUCUGAGCUAAAUGUUAGCGAUGAACUUUAACGAAAACAACGGAAAGCUCUUGAACGUUUGGCAGACAUUUCAAUUCAAAUUUGACGACACUGAAAAGUCGGUUUUGGAACGAGCAGAUGCCGGCCGUAGUUUGAUGUUUCAAGUGGAGAAGCUCUUUGACAGGUAACUUUACAAAGCCCUGUAGCUUUGAGAUUUAUAGUUUAACUUUUGCGUUAUUAUUCAACGAUAUUUAUUAAAUAUAUUAAUAAUAUUACUAUAUUGUAUAAGUGGUAAUUUAAACCAGCAGCAAUACGUGGCUAUGGUGAAUUAUUACGAAAAUCUGUACUCUGACAUUGUUGAUGAACAAGAUGAAGCAAAAGGUAAGGUUUUAAUUACCUAAGGAUUUAAUUAUUAUUUUUGAUGUUAUGGUAACUCUUCAUUGACAUGUUGUUUUAAUUAAUUGGUUUAAUAUAGGUCUCAAUAACUUUGCUGAACAGUCAAUUGCUUUGACAACUGGAUUCAGAAAUGGUAGGUUUCUUCUUGGUCCUGGAUUGUUUUGAGAAAGACACAACUUUUUCUAGAAAUUGAAGAUUCAUACCAGACAAAAUGCAACAGUGCAGUUCCCUGAGCAUGCGCAAAACAAGUGCACCACGUAACCAAUUGUAUUAAAACCCAUACAGUAUAGCUCUUUUUUUUCAAAUGGUUUUUAGACAGCAAAAAUUGGAAAUCAAGUCUCACAUUUGAGUCACUAGAUGACUUCAAUAUCUCAAACGUACCCGCAAAAGAUUACAAAAUUUCUGAAAAAAUGGUAAGUUGAAACCAGAGUUUCUUCUGUCAUAAUUUCUAAAGUGAAAUCAUUAUAAAUGUUUAGUAUCUCUAAACUUGGCCUCAGGCGUUCAGUGUCGACUGCGGUUUUCGUAUAUCUAUAUCAGAAACCUAGACACUAUAUUGUACCUGUCAACGUGAAUUUUUUAAAGAUUAAAAUGCAUUACGUUUCCGUUACGUCGCUUUGUCCGCGUUGGACUAGGAACAAGUUUGAACAUGCGUGUCUUGUGUCACAGGCACUUUUCAGUCCACUUUAAUGCUCGUGGCGUGCACGCGAGGGCUGAAGUGGCGUGAAAACUGUCAAGCUAAAUAGAUACAGCGCAUGUUCAAAAAUGUUAUCUCAUUCCGCGCGGGCAAUGCGACCGUAAUGGAUCUUGAGAACAUUCGGACGUUUCCGAACGAAGCCCUUCAUCAGGAAAGUACAGAUACAUGGAAGCACGCUGCUUUUACAGCAAUUUUACAGUUUCUAGUGCGGAGUACGAACAUACAGAGGUGAACAAAAUAACGGUUUUAUACUUUGUGUUUUUUUAACAAACCUCCACAGACACACAAAACAGUGACGCAAGCCAAUUCUACACCAUAUUCUGUACCUACAGUCGCACCAGAUAUAAAUAAUGCAAGACCAGAGAAAACAAGAGAAAAAUAUUCCAUCAACCAUCAACCCUUCACUUCCUCAAGAAAACAAGCGCCUGGGUUUAAACCAUUGUUUGGUAACCCAAAUAAGACGGACGAUAUCAUGUUUGGUUCAUUUGGCAAAAGCGAUGGUUUAAAAAGCACAAGCUCUGUUGAAUCAAAUUGCAAGCAAAGGGUUAGUUUUAGUCUAUGUUAGUCUUCAUUCGCGUGUGUCUAUACAUUGACCUCUCUCCUGGGCUUUCACUUCGCUUCAACUCUUUUCUCCUCUGUCCACAUCCUUCACUACUCUCCUUUUCCCAAGUGAUAACUGACCACCCCUCCUUCGCCUCCCACCCAUUCCUCACAAUUUUGGCCACUCUUUCUAGAGACAUUCUAAGAUGUGGUCGAAUCGAGUAAGACUUGUUUGUCAAAAAUCCUUGGUCUGCUCGUUUCCUCAACUCUUCAUUUACAGUAUGUGUUCAACGUAAGAAAUUUGAAAUUUGUUCUUAUUAGCAACAUUUUUCUUAGCAACAGGUUAACAGAUCAAAAGAUAAAGUUCCAGCAAAUCAGGUAGGUACUGUUUAAGAUUCACCACCUUGUAUGGUAUUUGUACCAACCACACCAAUAUACUGUUACACUCCACCAUACAUUUAGAUUGAAAACGAAGAUACCAGGGAUGCAUAUGAUUCUGGAUUUGUGACGGCGAAACAACAAUAUGUAAGUAUUCAUUCAAGAACGAAAUUAAGAAAUUAUGCUAGGUUGUAGAAUCCCAGAAUCAAACUUGUUGUGUAAUGGCCUGACCACAGUUAAAAGAGAGCGAGAUGGACUCAGUGACUAUGGCCUGGUCUAAUCGAUGAUUGAUUCAAAAAACAAAAUUUUAGAUUAUGAAUGAACGAAAAAAGAAAGGUCGGAGCGCAGACAGUGGUCCAAGCGUGGGAAACUAUGGCGCUACCAAGAAGUCAUUGGGCUACAGGUUUGAUAAAGUUUCAUGUUCUUUUAAACGUUGUAAAAAUUGGAUCUGACCAUAUCGUUUAAAUAUCGUUGUUAUAGAAGAGGACCAUCGAGCAGGUUUAUCCCGCCUGUGAGAAACUAUGAUGAUGACGAAGGUGGUGAAAGGUAUUAGAGACCUUAUUAAAGUAUCAUUGGCAUCGCACUCUUCUCUAUAGGCUGUUGACAAGGGAUCUCCCGAGAACACGGCCUGUGUUUUCCUUCCAACAGAUCUCUUCUUCGGGUUAGUGCCUUGUCGUAGCGGCAGAUACCGUGCGAGCUAUGCUGGCGCGGCGCCAAGCUGCUGAUGUAGGGCCACCUAAACCAGACAAAUUAAAGAAUGGAGGCCUGACAAAGUGUAGCGCAAGAAAACGUUGUUCAAAUGGGGAACCAGGAGCGGUGACACAUUACAAAAUCACAACCGCUGUCACCAGUAACAACUCUGGUUUUCUUUUAUUACAUUAAUAUAGUUACCAAUCAAGAAGAGACAACAAAAGGCCGGUCAUGUCAAGACCCAAACACAACUCAUCUGCCGAAGAUGAUAUCACUGAUGAAAGAUUAAAAGGAAUUGACCCUAAAAUGGUUGAACUGAUAAAUAACGAAGUAUGGCAACUUUUUUACUAUAAAAAUAGCUGCACAGCGAGAUCUCGCUUACCGAACUGUCUCGCUAAGCGGGCCAGCCCGGCUUCCAUAUAAACAGCCCCUUAGUACUUCAACCACGAUGAAGUGUUUUGGUAAGCCGUUGUAACAACUAACUUUUGACGUACAUAUAGAUAAUGGAUCAUGGGCCGCCCGUGAACUGGGACGAUAUUGCUGGACUGGAGUUCGCGAAAACUGUUAUCAAAGAGAUUGUUGUUUGGCCCAUGUUGAGACCGUACGUAUUCAAUUAGCCUAAGAAGGUUGAAGUAACGUGAUUUGAAGACAAAUAUUAGCUGCAUAAGAGUAACAAGGCUUAUUAUUAACUGCAUGUACCCGUGCUUCUCCUUGUGGAAGAAGAGUUAAUGUGAUUUCAAUUAAUUUCUAAUCCGAAGUUAAGGAAAUAUAUCUGAGAAUUGUACAUUAUGGGGGCGACAUAGUGAGUUCAAGAAAUGUGGACACUUUAAAGACAACCAGAUACAGGUCUAUACCUAUAAUGGGAGAAUAUUUUUCUCACUCUGGUAAUCGCCAGGUGAUCACCAUCUGAUAGUGCUCAGGCAAACAUGACUCGAUGGUGUUGUCUUUUUUAUUUCGUAUUUCUUUCUAGAAAUUAUCCACCUAAGGGAUCAUCAUUUUCGAACUCCCAUAGUGCUUACUGAAAGCUAAUCGUCUUAUUCUUUCAAUAUCUUCUAUCUAGGGAUAUAUUUAAAGGUCUACGUGGUCCACCCAAGGGAUUGCUUUUGUUUGGUCCUCCUGGUACUGGGAAAACACUCAUAGGUAAGAUUGAACUGAAUCCAGGAAAUCCCAUAAAUCAGAAAUGGCUUCAAAAUUAUCUUUUUAUUUUAGGUAAAUGUAUAGCCAGCCAAUCAAAAGCGACAUUCUUCAGUAUCAGUGCAUCCUCUCUGACUUCAAAAUGGGCAAGUAUCUUUAUCUACGGAAGAAACGCGCAAGGCCCGAACCAGUGGCCCGAACGCGUUCCCAGGCUCCCACCUCUUGUGGAGGAAAGACUCUGGCAGGAGCUGGUCACGUGAUCUGGUAAAAUCUAGCAGAUUUCUAAUUAACUAUCUUGGAUUCCUUUAAAAUCAAAUCAGACUUGCAAAACAAAAUGCAAGUUAUAAAUUAAAGUAUAAAUAUCAAAUAUUUAUCAUCAUCAUCAAUGAAAAAUCAGCUAGAUUUUAACAGAUCACGUGACCAGCUCCUACAGGGUCUUUCCUCCGCAAGGAACGAGGUGAUUGAACCUUCAUGAUAUGAUAGCAUCUAUUCAUAGUUAAAGGUAUCACACUCCAUCAAUUUCUCAUAUCAUACAUAGGUAGGUGAAGGUGAGAAGAUGGUUCGAGCACUGUUUGCAGUCGCCAGAUGUCAUCAACCUGCUGUCAUAUUUAUUGAUGAAAUUGACUCUCUCUUGUCCCAGAGAUCUGACGGUGAACACGAGUCAUCUCGGAGGAUUAAAACCGAAUUUCUUAUACAACUUGUAAGUAGAUUUGUUAGACAACUAUGGCCGUUUUUCCACUGAAUUUUUCCUGAGUAUAUUUUCUUUCUUAUAACUUUUGGUCAGUAGUAUGUAAACGGCCAUGGAAACCUGCAAGGCACUUGUCAAGGAUGUGCAUUUUUAUACCUUUCUUUUUUCAUUCUAGGAUGGUGCAACGUCCGGAUCUGAAGAUAGAUUGCUAGUAGUCGGAGCAACAAACAGGUCGGUAUAUUCUUAAAACUCUCGUCAAGUUUUAGCUGGUUCAAUAUCCAGUCAACUCUUUUGACUGGGACAAGAGUUGAAGUAUUUCUCUGUAUCGUUUGAUCAGGGCUUCACAGGCUAAAGAAAGCGCAAUUCCUCACGGAUUAGCUUAACAUAAGGAGUGACUGACUGAGACUGAUUAAAAUGAUUCAAACACCAGCUACAGUACGUAACAAAGUAAAUACAAAGAUUUAUUGCAAAAACUUCAAACUUAUUCAUUUUCUGACAGACCGCAAGAAAUUGAUGAAGCUGCAAGACGCCGCAUGGUCAAACGACUCUAUAUUCCCCUACCUGAAGGAGAAGCACGAAAACAGAUUAUUCGUAACUUAUUGAAGGAUCAACAUUACUCCUUAUCUGAAGAAGACUUUGAACAACUGAUGCAGAGAUCAGAAGGUCUUAAAACAAUCAACUUCUUUUGAACUGAAUGAAAAACAAUUUUUUAAACAAAUUCCUUUGUUGCAGGAUAUUCUGGUUCGGAUAUGAGUAAUUUAUGUCGCGAAGCUGCCUUGGGACCAAUCCGGUCAAUUUCUGGCAAUAUUCAAGCGAUUACGCCAGACCAGGUACUGUAAGAUUGCUUUAUUACAACUUUAUUACAUUACAUUCAUUCGGCAGUCUAACAUCUAGUUCGUUUCUAGGUUAGACCGAUCGUGUUCACAGAUUUUGAAAAAGCAUUUCGACAAGUCCGUGCAAGUGUGUCCACGCAAGAUUUGGACCUCUACGUUUCAUGGAACAAGAAAUUUGGAAGUGGACAUUAAAAUAUUGCACAAUGAAGAGAUCAAGAUAUAAAGACAUUUACUUAGUCUGAUAAAGAUUGUAAAAAUGUCGAGCUAUGACUUUCUGAUAAGUUUUGUUUUUGCAUAAGUUUGGGUAAACACUAAUUUUUGUACCUAAACCCAGAAACUUUACAGCAAAAGAAAGAAGCAUGUAAAUAUGUUCAAUGAAUAAAAUAUUUUAAAUUAACUUUGUUCGUUAGUUUUUUAUUGGUUUUAAAGACUGCUAUAAUUUAAAAUCUAUGAUAUUUACUACUAUAAUACUCAGAUGUACAUGUGCAAACAUACAAGCAUUGUACAUACUACUAUUGGAUUUAUUUCAAAAUACCAAGCGAAUAAACCAUAAAACCAACAAAAAAUUAGGUGACCACACGCUUAAAGCAUCAAACAACAAGGCACUUAAAGAGCUUUUCAUUGCUUUGGCUUUGCAGUAAAGCCUGGUUUCUCUCUCAGCAGUCAUGACUAAAUCAUUUUGAUUGAGUGUUUAGCAGCUUGUCUUAAUUGGGGGCACGGUAGCUACGUAGCUUUUUUGCUUCGUAGUUUGUUCUUUAGUAAUCGCCAAUUGAAGGCUUAAUUAAUCUAGAAAUACAAUGACACUGUAUAGCAUCAGCUAUCUUAACACGCCACCACAACAAAACUAAAACCAUGAUUAAUUAAGGGAUACUAACAUCACUUAGCAAACAAAUAACUUUUGUCCGACCAACAUCACAGAAAAACUGUUAACAAUGACUGAAAUUAAUAAAAACAUGCUAAUACCCAUCCGAGAUAAUUCUAAUAAAAUAAUCAGUUUUAAUUCUGCUACUAUACAAGUUUCUUGGCUUCAAAGAAACCUUUCAGAUGCCUCAUUUGCCAGAAUCCAGUUAAUAAUAAGAUCAGAGUUUGACCCAGUGACCACCAAAGAACACGUUGGUUUGUGCUCUCACUUGUAGCUCGGAAUCUUUCUUCACGAUACUGAAGUGAAAUGAAGAAUAAUCAACCCAACACUAUAUUUGUUUCAUACUUUAAUAUGAUUGAAGAGGUUUUUAAUUAAAGCGUCACUUACUCUUUGAUAAGCUUGUUCUUUACCAAUCUGCUCAACUUGAUCCAACAACUGUCUGAUUCUCAAUUGAAGUUCAGUCAACUUAUCCUUGGCAGCAAUUUCUGUAUAAUCAUUUGUAUGCUCACCAACCUGGAUGUCUAAGUGUACCCGCUGGAAUACAAAUGUAACAUCAUCAGACUUGUGUGUACAGAAUUUGGCUGGUUGUAUGCAUUUUUUAUCUAUUUUAUAAAAGACAUCUCUCCUUACUAUUACCACAUUCAAAUUCAUGGAACUAUACUAUUAGCAUUUGAUAAAUUAGACAUGAUUUCUUAUUCUAUUAUCUAUCAAAAACCAAAGUUUUAUCCACUCACCAACUUGCCCCCAGCAAACAAUGACCAUCUUGUCGAGUUUGAAUGAAGACAAAUGCUAUGUUCUCCUGGUGCGUGUGAUGUGAAAGUGAACCUUCCCUCGGCAGAGAAAUAUCUAGACAUGAUGACUUUGUCGUUGGGAUCUCUCACUUCAACAUGCAUUCCAAUGCCAGGACUGGACGGCAGGAAGUCGUUAAUGUUUUCAUCAUAGAGUUGGGUUUUAUAUUUUCCUAAAACAG